Molecule: messenger RNA, 4226 nt
Organism: Dermacentor andersoni
Lineage: Eukaryota; Metazoa; Arthropoda; Arachnida; Ixodida; Ixodidae
Source: RefSeq, a predicted model, not a curated record
GAAAGUAUUACCGGCAAUUGAUGGAAAAUAAUGAAACGGAAGUUUUUUACAACGCGCACUCGCGCAAAAACAUAUCGAGAAUAUUUGUCAAUGAACAAUACUCACGACCAUGCAGUUGAGGGCGUAACACCCUUUACGGCUCCAGUACGAUUCCAUUUCGCCGGGGCCGAGCUUCUUAGGGCGAACAAUGGCUAUUAGACUCCUGUCCACACAUCCCACAACUCCUGGAAUUUUUCCACGGCUAAGAUAGCCUUCCUUGGCAGUGGCUUUCUCUUGCGCCGUGGAUGGGAAUCUAACCCAUCCUUUUUCUUUGCCCACAACUGCAAUGGCCUUGGCGACGGCUGUAAUAAUCCGACUGACCAAAGACUGCGACAGUGCAAUCGCUUCUUCAUUCCCGACACACUGUUGAAAGCUCCCGGUGGCAAAAAAUUGCAGCGCGGACAGCACUUUCGUCAUAGUGUCGACACCAUGAAAUGUUCUUCCAGCUCAUCGCAAAGACAUCGCACUAUGUCUUUGGAGAGCCUAAAUUCCUCCGAAACUCUUCUUCGGCCAUGCCGAACACGUCGCGUCGUUGCCUCUCGUUGAGUAGUCUUUCGGCACUCGCCAGCAGCACAACCAAAGGAGUCGCCAUUGCCGUCUCUGUCUUGUCUUGUCUAGGUGCUGUCUCGUCAGCUAGCGUGAGACUAGCCGGCAGCCACGGUUGCCCUAGCAUCCCUCGACAUCAUGGUCGCCACUGCGCGUAACCCUCGAGCGAACCACUUCUCCGCGGUUCCUCUCGUAGCAGACGACGGGUUCCUUGCCAGAUGAUUGACAACCUGUGUGACAACAAAAUCUGUCGUCCCGCCCACCAGGAAUGACAACAACGAAGCGCCGGCCAAUGGACACAUAGCAAAACACGCGACAUGAGGCUAGAAACCAACCAAAACUACCGAAACAGAACUUGGGACAUCGCUGUUGACAUGGGCAUCAAUGCCGAUGUUGCUGUGGCGUUUGCAACGGCGGGAGACGACGACGAAAAUGGCGGACGGCGCGGGCGACGGCAGUGAAGGUGCGACAAUACCUACUGCGUUGUUCUACUCGGCAAGGAGAUUGCCUCGCUCAAGAAGGCCACGUCUCGAAGAUCCGGAUAUUAUCUUUGCUGCAAUGGGCAACGGCGAUAUAUUGGACAUCGACGAUGACUAAGAAGAGGUAGACGAAGCAGGUGAGCUAGACGAUGCAGUGGACGGCGACUGGGACAACCAGCAGGAGCUAUCUGACUCGUCUGACGAGGAAGAGCCGGAUAAAGAGAGCGCUCGAGACUGUUUCUGUUUGAAAAUAAACUUCAGAUUGCAACUUUGUGUUUUGAUUUCUGACAACCUCCAAGCCCUGAUGUCCUAUAUAUAGGACAUGAUCCAAUCUCGAACACCAAUGAGUCCAAAAGGUAAUAUUUGAUUGUAACAUGCUUUUUGUUGGGUGAUUAGAGUACUUAAGGCAAAAAAAAAAAAAAUUUUCCGCGCUAUAAAAAUAAUUCAGGGCUGAAAGGGUUAAAAACUUUGCAUCAUUUGUUAUAAUGAAGAUAUACAAAAUCUAAUUAGAUAUUUGCAAUCAGGAGAAGAAACUGAACAGUACUGUUAAAUAUCAUCCAGUUCGCACUAAAAUUAACAAAAUUGGUUUUGGAACCCACAUCUCCCCUUUCGAGACCCACGCACUCAUAAGAGUGUGGCAGGACCACUUGAGAGACCUGCGGCAUACAAAGAGGAAUGCCAAAGUCUACACAGCCAAUCAAGAGGGGCUGCCCACUGAAGGCAUCGACAAACCUCUCAAGGCUAUAAAGUCGAAGAUAGAAAACUUGGAGAACAAAUACAGGUAAGCAUCAUCAGGGGUGGAAGUGGUGCGCCAUUUGCGCCAUCUUGCUCCAAACUGCUUUCCCUGCGCCAUCCUGCUCUAAAACACAAUUUUGCGCCAUAACUCCGCCGCGCCGGCCACUUCGAUGUUUUACCGUCAAAUUUAGCGAAGCCUAUGGGUUAUUUUUCCUCUCACUGUGGGCUAGCCGAUCUGAUCCAAUCCGAUCCGAUCCGAUACUUCGUGCGAAGCUGUUUGGUGUUGUGUUUGUAAGCUGCUGCCGUUGGAUGCUGGUCGCCUGCAAGCCUGGACAUGAGCAAAAGUAAGUGUAUUGAAGCUACCGAAUCUAGAAAAUGCUACAUUAUAGCAGUUAUGUAACUUAAAUGCUCAGCCUUGAGGGCAGCGCAGACAGGAUUGUCUAAAAGCGAAGCUGGGUGGUCAUGCUGCAGUGGACGAAAAUGUGGCGCCAUUGUUUGAUUUUUCGUGAUAUAUGGUAUGCAGUAGGAAACAAGCUAGUGCCACUUGUAUUUGUUGGUCCUCGCUUGUCAUCAGGUAAGGUUGUCGAGCAUACUAAAUUCUCGAUUAUUUGACCCCCGUUUUCUCAUAUAAUUCGAAAUAGCAGCGCAAAUGGAUCCGACAUAGCAAAUGGAUCCGACAUAGAAAAUGGAAUGUUGAGAAUACGCCCCUGGGCGGUAUUUAGCUGUCUCGUGUGCAGUCUAAACUUUCGAGAAAAAAAAAACCGCAGCAAAGUAUUCUACAAACACAUUUUAGACAUAAAUAUUUAUUCAUGAUCCUAGUAUAGUUGUGGAACUCAAGUGCCUGAAAAUUCUUUCGUAGACCACAGUUCCAGGAGCAACUUUUUUUUACUCUUUUUCAGAACGAUGCACCAAAUUCAACGCAGACGUCCUGACCAAAAAGGAUGGCAAUGGGGACCUCAUAUCCCUCUGGUGUCGGCCAAGUGCAAAAGACAGUGAUGGCUUUUGUACUGCGCGCAACAUGGAAGCUCAGCAAUAAUGUGCCAUGCAACGUCUCUUAAGCACAUCGAAAAUGCAAAAAAACAUCGGAACAAAGACGGGGUCCUAACCAAGAGCACUAUCCUCCAAAGCACCCUAGAUUUCACGAAGAAUGCAGUGUCACUGUCCCUGCAACGAAAUGUUACAAGAGCUGAAACAGUUUUUGCUCUUUCUGUGGUAUCCAACUCACUCCCAUACACUUUGGGAGAUGUGGCAACAGCAACAUACCCCAAUAUGUUCCCUGAUUCACAGAUAGCAAAAGCCUUCCAAUGUGGCCGCAAGAAAGUAUCUUACAUCAUAUCUGAUGGCUUAGGACCAUACUUUAAAGCCAAAGUGCUUGAAGAACUUGCAAAGCCUGAGGUAUUCUAUACCGUAAUAAUCGACGAAACCCCAGUGCACGAGAUGAAGGUGCAGCAGCUGGAUGUGCUCAUCCGGUAUUUCUCUGUUAAUGCACAAGAUGUCGUUGUAGAGCACCUUCAGUCAUUUCACAUGGGGCAUGCCACUGCAGAUGAGCUCUUCUCCUGUGUUGAAGAUGCACUUAACGAACUUCCAAAAAAUAACGUGCUCUGCUUCUUCUCUGAUGGGCCAAAUGUUAUGAAGAGCUUGAAGGGUAAAAUAAAAGCAGAACUUAGCCCCAACAUGAUUGACAUUGGGGAGUGCAGUCUUCAUAAAAUGCAUAACGCAUUUGCCACUGGUCUCAACACUUUCUGCUCUGAGAUUGAAUGUAUUGUCACUGAUAUCCAUCAGUACUUCAGAUAUGCCACAAGACAUGCGGACACCAAGGAUCUCCAACAGAAACUUGGAUUGCCACAGCUGGAGUUCCUGCGGCACGUAAGCAGCAGGUGGCUGCCACUAUUACCAAGUAUACAGCGUGUGCUUAAGCUGUAUGAUGCUUUGAAGUCUUUCUUUUCCAAGGCUGCAGAACCAAGAAAAUCCUCAACUAUAAGGCACAAUCGCCUCGCAUCUGCAUUUUCUGACAACACGCUCCGAGCACGACUCCUUUUUGUUCAGAAUGCCGCCCAGCUUAUUGACAAGUUUCAAACCUUGUUUCAGAGCAAAGAGCCUCUUCUUCAUUUAUUUUAUGAUGAAAUAGUUGCUGUGGUCAAACAGCUGAUGGGCAGAUUUUUGCAGCAGGAGUCGUUUGUAGAUGUAACAGAUUACAAUUCUGAGGAUGUUGUGCUGGAUCACAUCGCCAGCCAACCACCAUCGCCACAGGCAUCAGAACGCAGUGAUGACGCCAUUCUUCCAGUAGUAGAAAUGGAUGCGUGCGAAUGUGGACACUGCCAGGUGCUGGCAAACUUUCUUGAACAGGAGUGCCUGUGCUGUCGCGAGAUGGGUGCACCCGUAACUGUUGCCCAACCGCAGGGUUGCAUCACAGCAUCCGGACUUUAA